AGCCACGAUUUGCUGCCAUUUGCCAGCCGAGCGGUCGACUUUCGUUUAGCUUCCGACUGUUGGCUUCGCCCGGGUGGCAGUGUUGACCGUUUAUCGCUUGAAAAAGCAACGUUGUUUAGUGUGUAAGAAAUAUCAAUCCAGAAAUCAUCAUGGGCAUAAAAUUCCUCGAGGUGAUCAAACCGUUUUGCAGUAUACUGCCGGAAAUAGCAAAGCCUGAGCGAAAGAUCCAAUUCAGGGAAAAAGUAUUAUGGACCGCCAUCACAUUAUUCAUUUUCUUAGUAUGCUGUCAGAUUCCCCUUUUCGGUAUCAUGUCUUCAGACAGUGCCGAUCCUUUCUAUUGGAUUCGUGUUAUUCUUGCCUCGAACAGAGGUACGUUGAUGGAAUUAGGAAUAUCCCCCAUCGUUACAUCUGGUUUAAUUAUGCAACUCUUGGCUGGUGCAAAAAUUAUUGAAGUUGGUGAUACCCCCAAGGAUCGAGCACUCUUCAAUGGAGCUCAAAAAUUAUUUGGUAUGGUAAUAACAGUUGGUCAAGCCAUCGUUUAUGUCAUGACCGGCAUGUAUGGUGAUCCCGCCGAAAUUGGUGCCGGAGUUUGUCUGUUGAUUAUCAUCCAACUGUUUGUUGCUGGUUUGAUUGUGUUGUUACUCGAUGAACUUCUGCAGAAGGGAUAUGGUUUAGGAAGUGGUAUUUCUCUCUUCAUUGCCACAAAUAUCUGCGAGACUAUUGUAUGGAAAGCAUUCUCUCCAGCAACCGUUAACACUGGUCGUGGUACUGAGUUCGAAGGCGCAGUCAUUGCACUCUUCCAUCUCUUGGCCACCAGGCAAGAUAAAGUGCGAGCUCUCCGUGAAGCCUUCUACCGUCAGAAUCUUCCAAAUCUAAUGAACCUACUUGCCACCAUUCUAGUUUUCGCAAUAGUCAUUUACUUCCAGGGUUUCCGAGUAGAUCUGCCAAUCAAGUCUGCCAGAUAUCGUGGCCAGUACAGCAGUUAUCCGAUAAAGUUGUUCUACACUAGCAACAUCCCGAUCAUCCUGCAAUCUGCGUUAGUCUCCAACCUUUACGUCAUCUCGCAAAUGUUGGCCGUCAAGUUCCAGGGUAACCUUAUAGUCAAUUUGCUCGGUGUUUGGUCCGAUGUUGGAGGAGGUGGUCCAGCUCGUUCGUAUCCAGUAGGCGGGUUAUGCUACUACCUAUCCCCGCCAGAAUCCGUAGGCCACAUUGUUCAAGACCCCGUCCAUGCCUUCCUCUACAUUUUAUUCAUGCUUGGAUCAUGCGCAUUCUUCUCCAAAACGUGGAUUGAAGUCUCUGGAAGCUCCGCUAAAGAUGUCGCUAAGCAGCUCAAAGAACAACAGAUGGUCAUGCGAGGCCACAGAGAUAAUUCGAUGAUUCGUGAAUUAAAUCGUUACAUUCCGACCGCUGCGGCUUUUGGUGGUCUGUGUAUCGGAGCUCUCUCUGUUUUGGCUGAUUUCUUGGGAGCGAUUGGUUCUGGUACUGGUAUUCUGCUCGCGGUGACGAUAAUUUACCAGUACUUUGAAAUCUUUGUGAAGGAACAAAGUGAAAUGGGCGGCAUGAGCACGUUACUAUUCUAAGCUAUAACCGCUUAGGUUUAGGGCGUGAAUUUUUAAGACCUCACAAGAACUGAAUAAUAAUUUAUUGUCAACAAAGUCCAGUCGGCACUGCCCGCUCUGUUUAUUGUUUAACUGUGGGCCUUGUUGCAUAAAAAGUAAGGGGCUUCAUUGCUCGAAAAGGUCGUGAAUAUGUAUGUAUAUUUAUAGAUUUCUUAUUAAAUUAUUAAAUGAUA
Molecule: messenger RNA, 1792 nt
Organism: Diprion similis
Lineage: Eukaryota; Metazoa; Arthropoda; Insecta; Hymenoptera; Diprionidae
Gene: Sec61alpha
Product: protein transport protein Sec61 subunit alpha
Exons: 8
Coding region: 150-1580 (476 amino acids)
Biological process (GO): SRP-dependent cotranslational protein targeting to membrane, translocation; post-translational protein targeting to membrane, translocation
Cellular component (GO): membrane; Sec61 translocon complex
Molecular function (GO): ribosome binding; signal sequence receptor activity; transmembrane protein transporter activity
Source: RefSeq, a predicted model, not a curated record